UAAACUUCCUUUCACUGCAGAAUAUUUUGGCUUGCUGUAGCUGCAUUACUCACAAAAACACCAAAUUUUGUGAAGCAGUUGAGUGAAGUUCAAAUGGAAAGCUCCAAGGUACUACUUCUGGUAUCCUUGUUGUUUUACUUCACGCCCCGGCUCAACGCGUUGGACACCAUCUCUGCAGGACAAUCUCUGAAAGGUAGUGAGACUCUAAUCUCACAAUCAGGAACUUUUGAAGCUGGAUUCUUCAGCUUUGGAGAUUCAAAUAGCUUCUUGUACUUUGGUGUAUGGUACAAGAAUAUUUCUCCUAGAACAGUUGUGUGGGUGGCCAAUAGAGAUACCCCACUAGGAAACUCCUCAUGUGUUUUGCAGUUGAAAAAUGGAAGAAAGCUUGUUAUUCUUGACAGUAUAGGAGCAACCAUCUGGUCCUCCAAUUUAUCAGCAACUGCAAAGAAACCAGUUGUGCAGCUUUUGCAGUCAGGAAACCUUGUAGUGAAAGAAGCGAAUAGUUCUGCGGCUGCGAAUUUUCUGUGGCAAAGCUUUGAUUAUCCUGGUGACACUCUACUUCCAGGGAUGAGGCUCAGAAGUAGCAAGGUAAGUGGCCAGAAUACAUCUUUGACAUCUUGGAGAAACACACAAGAUCCUGCCAUAGGGCCAUAUUCAUUCUUUAUCGAUACUCAUGGCCUUCCUCAAGCAGUUAUUACAUAUGGAAGGACCUUGUUGUUCAGAGCAGGAUCAUGGAAUGGCUAUUUUUUCGCGGGGAUUCCGUCGCAAACGCUGAAUAAGUACUUUAAUUUCACAGGGAUUGUGUUAACUGGGACGAAUGUUUCUUAUGGAUAUGAACUUUUGAGUAGUUCCAUUAUUUCAAGGUUCAUCCUCACUUCAACAGGGAUUGUGCAGAGUUUUUUGUGGUCAGAUCAGACAGAGAGUUGGCAGCUUCUACUAGCUGGCCCUGUUGACCAGUGUGACAAUUACGCAAUUUGCGGCGCAAAUGCUAAUUGUGAUGUUAACAACACUCCAUUUUGUGACUGCCUGCAUGGUUUCAUUCCCAAGUCACUAGAAAAAUGGAACUCUUUAAAUUGGUCUGGUGGGUGUGUUAGGAGAACAAAAUUGGAGUGUGAUAGCAGAGAUGGGUUUCUGAAGGUUCCAAGUGUGAAGCUUCCCAACACGUCUCACUCGUGGUUUAACGUGAAGAUGAACCUGAAACAGUGUGAGAACAUGUGUUUGAAAAACUGCUCUUGCACUGCAUAUGCAAAUUUGGAUAUUAGAGAUGGUGGAAGUGGUUGCUUGCUUUGGUUUAGUGACAUUGUAGACAUGAGAACUCUACCAUAUGGAGCACAAGACCUUUAUGUAAAAGUAGCAGCUUCAGAACUAGGCCAUAAAGGGAACAAAAAGCUCCUGGCAGGAAUUCUAGCAGGCUCUAUUUCCCUAAUCUUGGUUAUAAUAUUAAUUGGAGUGGUCAUCCUGUGGUGGAGAAUGAAACUUAAGAAGAAAGAUAAGAACAAAACAAAAAUAUGGAGUCACACUGAUGUGAGAGAAAAUGAAGAUAUUGACAUACCAAUAUUUGAUUUUUCAACCAUAGCCAAAGCUACUAACCACUUCUCUAUCUCUAACAAAUUGGGAGAAGGUGGAUUUGGUCCAGUUUAUAAGGGUACACUAACAAAUGGGCAAGAUAUAGCUGUAAAGAGACUUAGCAACAAUUCAGGUCAAGGAUCGGAAGAGUUCCUAAACGAAGUUGCGCUCAUAGCGAAUCUCCAGCACCGAAAUCUCGUGAAACUUAUUGGGUGUUGCAUUCAAGAUGAUGAGAGACUUUUGAUUUAUGAAUUCAUGAUCAACAGAAGCUUGGACAACAUCAUUUUCGAUCAAAUAAAAAGCAGCUUACUGCAUUGGACUCAACGCUUUCAAAUUAUUAGCGGGAUUGCUCGAGGAGUCCUCUAUCUUCAUGAAGAUUCAAGACUAAGGAUUGUCCACAGAGAUCUCAAGACCAGUAACAUUCUUCUUGACGAACAUAUGAAUCCAAAAAUAUCAGAUUUUGGUCUUGCUAGGAUAUUUGGGGUAGAUGAAGCUGAAGGAAAAACAAAAAGAGUAGUGGGAACCUUUGGUUAUAUAUCUCCUGAAUGCAUCCGAGGAUCUUUCUCUGUGAAAUCAGAUGUCUUUAGCUUUGGUGUCAUUGUACUAGAGAUAAUUUGUGGAAAGAAGAACAUGGAAUUCUUUCACAAUUAUAAUCUUGACCUUCUAUGCUACGCAUGGAGAGUGUGGAGUGAAGAGAAGCCUUUGGAAUUGAUAGAUGAAUCACUAGGUGAUUCAAUGGCACUAUCUGAAGUGUUCAGAUGCAUUCACAUUGGGCUCUUAUGUGUACAAGAGAGACCAGAGGACAGGCCAGACAUGUCAGGUGUAGUUUUAAUGCUGAAUGGUGAGAAAUCAUUGCCCAUACCAAAGGAGCCUGCAUUUUAUCCACAACAAUUUGGUUCUUCUUCAAACAAUUAUGAACUGGGCUCAACCAAUGAAAUUUCUGUCACACAAUUAGAUGCAAGGUAGUUUGUAAAGACUAGUUUUACAAAGAUGAAAAAUUGUUGCAGCACAUUUUCAUCACAAUUAGUAUUUGAGUUCAAUUUAGUUUCCUGAGCCUUCUUGUACAAGCAAGAGCUUCAUCCGAUAACUGUACUUAAAGACCAUCUGUUGUGAAAGGACAUUUCUAUAGUUCCUUUUAUUCCCUUAAAUAAGAACACAUGUUACAUAGAA
Messenger RNA from Lotus japonicus, 2736 nucleotides. Its product is annotated as G-type lectin S-receptor-like serine/threonine-protein kinase At4g27290. The transcript is spliced from 7 exons. Gene Ontology annotation, molecular function: ATP binding; protein serine/threonine kinase activity. Lineage: Eukaryota; Viridiplantae; Streptophyta; Magnoliopsida; Fabales; Fabaceae. The record is from RefSeq and is a predicted model, not a curated record. Gene Ontology annotation, biological process: protein phosphorylation; recognition of pollen. The coding region runs from base 94 to 2532 and encodes 812 amino acids.